GAGACGACCAUAUCGACUGGGAAUAUAUCGAACUCAGAUUCUUUAGUCAGUAAAAAAACAGAAUCGUUCAACUAAAAGUUCUUUAUUUUCUUCGUAAGGAAAUCGGGAAACUGAGCGAGUUUUGUGAUAAAACUACAAUUAAAGUAACAUUUGAGAGUUUUGCACGGAUUGCAUCGGUCGCUGGCAAUCUGGAAAAGGGCGAGAACGUUUUCGCUUAUUAGCUUUUUUUAUGUUCGUGCGAUUUUUAGUGUUCGUCGUCGGAUCCACGACACCGAGACGGGGGUCGCCAUUUUGUCUGGCCGGCUGAUCUUUCGACAGAAAAUUUGUCAAAAAUUUGCACAGAAAAAUAUCGAUCAUAGGGAAUAUUGUGGAUUUCGGUAAAAAGAACAGAUUUGUGGUGGUUUUCGUCGCGGUGGUACCUGGCGUGAGCGUUGCAGGCAGUGCACGAGUGGUGCAAUCGCGGACCGCACUUGUGAAGUUCACCUAGAGUCAGGCAAACGCCCCGAAAAAUCGCUUUUGCCAGGAGGCCGAAAGCAGAAAAUUCGCACAGUUCGUCUUAGUGGAUAUCCAUCGUACUCCUGCAGAUUGGCUUAAGGGCAGACGGAAUAUUCGGUUCUAUUUUCAUACAAAAUAAGAUGUAAAAAAAUAAUAGAAAGUUUUGAAAGUCGGAAUCCACUUAUAAAAUGACAUUCGACACUCGUGGGCGUCAAACAACAGAUCCACCGCAACCACAAGAGGCACAAUCAGAUGCUUCGGCAGCCGAUAAUGCAGAAAUAUCAAAUGAAAGGUUGAUUGCUUCCUUUCCGGUUGCAAAGCUACGCACGUUAACCCAGAAAAUCUCAAAUCCACGAUGGGUUGUACCCGUUCUGCCAGAGCAAGAACUUGAGUGUCUGCUCAAUGCCGCCAUUGAUUUAACAAUGGCAGGUAUUGACUACGAAUGCGAGCCAUGUGUACAGUUUUAUCGGGAAGCGAUGACAACAUCGUUUGCAAAGAUCUUAACAGACGAGGCUGUGAACUCAUGGAAAUAUAAUAUUCAUCACUGUAUUUUAAUGUCGUGCGGGAAACUUUUGCAUUUAAUAGCAAUUCACAUGAGACGCGAUAAUCCAUAUUUGCUUGAUCUUCUCGCUAUGGUGUUAGAUCCUGAUAACAAAUUCAACACAUUCAACGCAGCACGUCAUCCUGAGUGUUUUGGACCGGACUUCGUUUGGGGUAUAUUAGAUGAAAACCAAGUAUUUGCCAAAAUCCCGCCGGAACCGAAAAGCCCUCGGGGGUGGUUAGUGGAUCUGAUAAACCGAUUUGGACAAUUGGGAGGUUUUGACAACUUACUUGAAAGAUUUAAUGCUGGCGUAGCUUUACUUAAGAAGCAGCCAUCAUCGGAUGAUGUACAGCAAAGUUCAAGCUGUGUUUCUACACAAAGUUUGAGUGAUGAUUCCUCAUCGAAAAUGAGGACCUCUACAAUGUCGUCGAGCGGUGGAACUAACAGCACGAGUACAAGUAUUUUAAUGGAUGAUUCGAACAAGCUAUCGCUUCCCUUGAUUCAUGCAUUGUUGCGACCGUUCGGGCAGUGUUAUGAACUGCUCACAGUUCCAACUAUUGAGAAAUACUUUAUGCCUAUCUGGGAAGUGGUGUUAGAGUUGUUAGAUAGCUUGUCGGAUGACGAAUUGAAGCGCGAAGCGAAACCAGAAGGCCGCAGCGACUAUAUAAAUGGAAUUGUGCGAGCCGCUCGCCUGCUGGCGAGUCGUUUACCGAACCAAGAAAAUCUCAUUCGUGAUUUGGAGAUGUUUCGGUUGAAGAUGAUCCUGCGUCUUUUACAAGUGUCAAGUUUUAAUGGCAAAAUGAAUGCUCUAAAUGAGAUCAAUAAGGUUUUAACUUCUGUGUCAUAUUAUUCACAUCGAACCCCGCAACUAGCCCAUUGUCUGCCGGAUGAUGAAAUGGAUUGGCUGACGGCUGAGCGGAUGGCAGCGUGGAUCAAAGAGACUGACGUGCUAGGAAUAGUUUUAAAGGAUUCUCUACAUCAACCACAGUAUGUGGAGAAACUAGAGAAAAUCAUUCGAUUUUUAAUCAAGGAACGAGCUUUAACUUUGGCGGAUUUGGAUGCUGUAUGGCGAGCACAGGCUGGAAAGCAUGAGGCAAUUGUUAAGAAUGUUCAUGAUUUACUGGCCAAACUCGCUUGGGACUUCAAUCCCGAACAGCUGGACCAUCUUUUCGAUUGUUUCCAAGCGAGUAUGACAACCGCGAAUAAACGGCAGCGAGAGCGUUUAUUAGAACUAAUUCGACGGUUGGCGGAAGAUGAUAAAAAUGGUGUGAUGGCUCAUAAAGUGUUGAAGCUAUUUUGGACGUUGGCUCACAGCGCAGAAGUGCCACCAGAGGUUUUAGAUCAGGCUCUAGCGGCUCAUGUAAAAAUUUUGGACUACAGUUGUUCUCAAGAAAGAGACGCUCAGAAAACGGUUUGGUUGGAUAAAUGCGUGGAGGAAUUAAAAACUGGUGAUAGCUGGGCUCUGCCAGCGCUGCGAUUAAUACGUGAAAUCUGUUGUCUAUACGAGGCAACGCCUAACCACGUUCCAAGAACUCAUCAGGCGUUGAAUCGCCAACAAAUUAUUGAGCGCCUCCAGAAUGAUCACUCACUCGUUAUACUAGUAACGAACAGCCUUACCGCUUACAUGGAAAAAAUCCGUGCAAUGGUACGCGAAAAUCCAGAGCUGACUGCAAAUGGUAUCUGUAUUGAUGGUCGUUACCAUCACGCCCAGCAAAUUCAAGAGCGUCUUGAUUUUUUAAAGUUUCUGUUGAAGGAUGGGCAGUUGUGGCUUUGUGCUGAUCAGGCGAAACAAAUUUGGCACUGCCUAGCUGUUACAGCAGUGUUUCCCAGCGAUCGAGAAGAAUGUUUUCGAUGGUUUGGUAAAUUAAUGGGCGAAGAACCAGACUUGGAUCCAGGCAUUAACAAGGACUUUUUUGAAAAUGAUCUGCUUCAAUUGGAUCCACAGCUGCUAACCGAGAGUGGAAUAAAGUGCUUCGAAAGGUUCUUCAAAGCUGUAAACUCAAAAGAGGAUAAACUGAAAGCAAUUCAUCGUGGCUACGUUCUUGAUAAUGAGGACUUGAUCGGGAAGGACUACUUGUGGAGGGUGAUAACAACAGGCGGUGAGGAGAUUGCUAGCAAAGCUAUAGAUCUCUUGAAGGAAGUUUCGACGGCACUUGGUCCACGUUUGCAAGCGAAUAUUUGUGAAUUUCACGAAAUGUUCAUCGGCGAAUGUUGUGAUCGUCUUAAAUCUCAUUACGAUACUAUUGUUAUUUUAAGUAAAACUAUCGAUAAUACAAUUUCUAACGAUCCGGAUUGUAAAGAUAUAAAACUGCGCUUUGUCGAAGCAGAGAAAAUGUGCCGGAUCGUAAAAGUAUUGCAAGAAUACAUAAAGGAAUGUGAUAGGACAUUUACAGGGGAUCGAUUUAAGUUGCCAUUAAGUCGCGCAGUACGCGGCAAAUAUAUGAGCUUGUAUAUUCGGUUUCAAAGCGCAGGGAGACCGAUUGAUGACAUAGAGGUGACAACUCACAGCAACGAAACAGUGGCGGCUUUCAAGCGGAACUUGCUAAAACGAAUCAAGGGGACGCCUGUAGCAAACAUUAAAGUAGAUCUUUAUUACAACAAUGGCGAACUAAUAGAGAUAAGCGAUGAUCGUAAUGCACUGUCGCAGUACGCGAUUCGAGACAAAAUGAUGCUGACUGUGAAAUUAACGCCAGUAGGAACAGGUCUCGCAAGUAGUCCAGACAGCUCUAGCGACAGCAGUACAGGGUCUCCGCCACGACCAUGUCCCGACAUGUUGAGACCAGAGUCAGAAUCCACUCUUCCGGGAGUUAUAAUUUCACAAAAACCACACUACACCGAAUUUUUCCUUAAGCUUUAUCAACUAGGGAGUGAUUUGAAGCAUGGACCUCUGCGAGAUAGUACACGGGCUCUUCUACAGCUAUUACCUAUUGAUAAGUUUACAGUGCGGCAGCUGCAAACAAUGUGUCGUGUUCGCAUCGGCAACGAAUUACUUGACCAGCAGCCCUCUACCCCAUCAGUACAACAGGGAACUCAAGCGCCAACUCCCACACCGGAAGCGAUAUUUCUUCACGCUACGCCUGCUCAGGUGCUGUAUAAUUUGGAAGUAUUGCAUGCGAGUUUAAUGCCAGCUUUGGAACCAUUGUGUGAUAUGACGUUGCAUAUGCAGUUAGCAUGGUUACAUUCUGGAGUUGCUCAUUUCAUCCUUGAGCUUCUGACAAAGAACAAUUUCCUGCCGAAUGCUGAUAUGCAUACAAAACGAGCAGCAUUUCAGUGUGUUCUGCGUCUAGUGAAAUUAUUCCUCUACAUAGUAGGAAGUGUAUUGAGCCGAGUCGGGGAUGAACCACUGUCCCCAGACUUUGAUGGUGAUGGACGUUCGCAGGUCGAAAUUUUGAAACAGGUUCUUACAUCUAUUCCGGGAAGUUCAGAACACACGUUGCGUACAAAUUCGGCAAAACUUGCGGAAAAUUUAGCGGCCGAAAUGCUCUCGGCCAGUCCAGAGGGAGGCCGGUGUCGAAUGCUGUUCUCAACUGCUUUACAAUGGUCAUGUCCGGAUUUGCCUACAAUAAAAGCGAUUGUGCAGCUAGCGUGGGCGGCAUCAACAGGAAAUCUUCAAGUUCUGGGCACUAAAAAUGAUCUUAGCGAUGAAACUGGAAUGUCCGAGUCGCAAGACUUUGCUCUGUGUAAGGAAGCAUUAGAAGUUCUGACUAUAAGUUUGGUCUUGAAUCCGAAGGCAAACGAAGCACUUAGCAAAGACCCAAUUUGGCCGAAAUUUAUAACGUCUUUAGUACUUACAAGUCCUUCGCGCCACGUGAGGCAAGUGGCAUCUGAGCAACUGUUUUUGAGUUGCACGUAUUGUGCUGCGGACCGGAGGCCGUUUGGGUUCAUGGUUCGCCUGUUAGUUUCCUUGCUUCAGUCUUCAGUUCCGCAACAUGCUAGCACAUGCGCUGAGUUUUUUCAACUAUUAUGUCGUACUUUAAGUUACGGAUGUAUGUGGAGUUGGCCAUUAAGCUGCAACGACGGUCUACUAUCGCAAGAAAUCAAUUGGCUUCGAACAAUACGAGAGCAUGUACAGCAGACUGGAGAUAUUCAAGUGCAUGAGGAACUGCUUGAGGGACAUUUAGGCCUGGCCAAGGAACUUAUGUUUUUCUUAAUGCCCGAAUCGAAAGCACAGUUGAAAGAACUUAUCUUGGAAUGUAUUGACGACUUCUUGUUCCCUGCAUCGCGACAAUAUUUGGAAUUGCGUCGAACCGGUCAGCUAAAAGAUGUCAGUGGACCGCCUCCUGUUUGUAGAACACCACACACAAUUGCAGCUGCUUGCGAUUUAUUGGUUGCACUAUGCCAAAAUUGUGUUCCAAACAUGAAACUACUAGUGGAUACGCUUAUAGAUAUGUUUUGCUCAGAUACUGAGCCACUAAGGGAAUGGGAGUAUUUGCCACCGGUAGGGCCUAGACCAAUCAAAGGUUUCUGCGGUUUGAAAAAUGCGGGUGCAACGUGUUACAUGAAUUCGGUUCUACAACAACUUUACAUGGUACCCUCGAUCCGAGUGGGUAUACUUUCUGCUGAAGGUGCUGCUACAGACAACGAUGAGGACUUUAGCGGUGAAACGGAUUGCUUACCAAACGAUGCGAAUGGCUCGGAAGAUGGAAGUGGUCGCAAAAACUAUCACGUCGGCAUUUUGAAAUACGUACAAGCUAUUUUCGCUCAUUUGGGACAUAGUGCUCUACAAUAUUAUGUCCCCCGUGGACUUUGGAGUCACUUCAAACUUCAAGGUGAACCGGUCAAUUUACGUGAGCAACAAGAUGCUGUUGAAUUUUUUAUGUCGUUAUUCGAAAGUUUGGAUGAAGGUUUAAAGGCAUUAGGGCAUAAUCAAUUAAUGGGCGCUACGCUCGGUGGAUGUUUUAGUGACCAGAAAAUAUGUCAAGAAUGUCCACAUCGAUAUUCCAAAGAGGAGCCAUUUAGUGUAUUUAGUGUUGAUAUUAGGAAUCAUAGCUCUUUAACAGAAUCUUUGGAACAAUAUGUGAAAGGAGAGCUGUUAGAAGGGGCAGAUGCAUACCACUGUGAUAAAUGUGAUAAAAAGGUGGUCACCGUUAAGCGACUGUGUGUACGUAAACUUCCACCUGUAUUAGCGAUACAACUUAAGAGAUUUGAAUAUGAUUACGAACGAGUUUGUGCUAUAAAAUUUAACGAUUACUUUGAGUUUCCUAGGGUGUUAGAUAUGGAACCAUAUACAGUGUCAGGAUUGGCAAAAUUAGAGGGUGAAGUUAUUGAAAUUGACGAUAGUUCCGACGACCAACCAUCCACCACAAAAUAUGAACUUACUGGAAUUGUUGUUCAUAGCGGUCAAGCAUCUGGUGGACAUUAUUUUAGUUACAUCCUUCAUAGAGAUCCAAAUACGAAUAAAGAGCAGUGGUAUAAAUUUGACGACGGCGAAGUUAGCGAAUGCAAAAUGCACGAGGAUGAAGAGAUGAAAGCCCAAUGCUUCGGCGGUGAUUACAUGGGAGAAGUUUAUGAUAAUAACCUGAAGCGUAUGCAAUAUAGACGGCAAAAACGCUGGUGGAAUGCAUACAUGCUCUUUUAUACCCGCUGCGAUCAUAAGCCGAUACCAUUGAAACCUUGCGUGGAGCAGUUGUCUAUGGCUGAAAGUCGGAAUUUCGUACUUCCCAUGCCAAAACCAAUCGAACGAAGCGUUAGGACACAAAACAUACGAUUUCUUCACUCAAGAAGCCUAUUCUCAACCGAAUUUUUCAACUUCAUUCGUAAGCUAGUAACGUGUAGUGUUCCACCUACUAGAGGGGAGAAACUGACACGACAGGCGGAAGAACUGUCGCUCCUAGGUGUACAAUUAGCGUCACAGUUUCUGUUUCAUUCUGGGUUCCGAACUAAGAAAUCUCUACGAGGUCCUGCUAUCGACUGGUACGAUACACUUUCACACCAUAUUCGGCAUUCUGGCGUCGUACGAACUUGGUUCGCCCAAAAUACUUUAUUGAAUCCACCCACUCGUCUUGGGGAAUACAUUCUGGCAGCACCAUCACCCGAGGUCCGGACCGUGUUUGUGAAAUUGGUUGUCUUCUUCUGUCAUUUCGCUAAUAACGAUGAACCAUUGCCUGGUUUCGAUGGAAGUAAUCUUAGCGAACAAAUUUUAAUUCGUGUGCUGCAUCUAUUGAAUAGUGAAGUGCCGGAUCAUGGAAAACAUUUGCCACACUACUUCGGUCUUUUCAGCAUGUACGACGGUUUAGGUAUACAGGAAAAACAUCAAUUGUUGAAGUUAAAUGUUCCUGCGAUAUUUAUGCAAGUGGCGUUGGAUGAAGGCCCAGGGCCACCAAUUAAAUACCAAUACCCAGAACUUUCUAAAUUGCAUCAAGUAGUAUCGCAUUUGGUACGUUGUAGUGAUGUUUCGUCAAGAUGUCAAAGUUCAAAUGCCAAUGCACGCCCCUUACCAAAUAUUUACAAAGAUUCAAAUGUUCCUUACGAAAGUUUGGUUCCGUUAUCCCCAGAAGCCACAGAGUACCUUUUCGGUAGAACGAGUUACAUCAAAAAAUUAAUCGAAGAUACAAACGUCGGUGAAGACGCACUUAAACUGCUGCAAUAUUGCAGUUGGGAGAAUCCGCACUUCUCGAGAUCGGUUCUAACUGAAUUGUUAUGGCAAUGUGGCUUCGCAGCCUAUUGGCACGAUAUGCGACAUCAUACUGAAUUGCUUCUAAAUAUUCUAUUGAUGGAAGAUUCUUGGCAAAAUCAUAGGAUACAUAAUGCUCUGAUGGGUGUGGCAGAGGAGCGAGAAGGCUUAUUGGAGACAAUUCAGAGAGCAAAAACACACUACCAAAAACGCGCUUACCAAAUAAUUAAAUGCUUGGUUCAGUUGUUCCGUAGGAGUCAAGUUGCUUUGGCCAUGCUUAACACCAAUCAUCAUAUCGCGCGGCAUUGGACGCUAGCUGUCGAAUGGUUGCAGGAUGAACUAGAGAGACAACGCGGUAUUGCUAAUCAAUAUAACUUUAGCUCAUGGUCACCGCCGGCGCAAAGCAAUGAUAAUACAAACGGUUAUAUGCUGGAGAGAUCGCAGUCAGCUAAAAAUACACUAACAUUGGCAUACGAAUUGUGCCCCGAAGAGGAACAAGAGGAAACGAAUGAAUCUGAUGUUGAACAAGUUGAAGAAAAUAGACCGCCUCAACAGGGCACUGCCGAUCAGCCAGGUGUCGUUGUAGUGGAACCAACAGUCGGAACAUCAACAACGUCACCACCUCAAUCUGAAGGAGGGCCAGCUGUCAGUUCUAGUCCGGUUGUGAGUCUGUCGCAAUAUACUCCAACCCUACUCAACACAAUUAGUAAUUCUGAACCAGAAGUCAGCGGUAGUAUUACAUCACUAUUGAAAGAUUUAAGGCUAUCGCAACAGCCACCAACGGCUUCAACAGUUACAACCACCACCACGACAAGUAACAUGGCGAAAACGGAAGGUGAUGAAAGCACCGCCGUUGAGACUACACCAAAAGUUAUUCAACAAACCUCAACAUCUCCCGUGAGUACGGUGACAACAAUAACAACAAAUGUAAUUAACAGUGUAACGGCGACAACAAUGGAGCAAAUUUAGGGUACAGCUGAUAAAAAUAAUAAUGCUAUUAAGAUUAUUAUGAAUAUUAUUUAAUACUAUUUACAAUUAUAAUAAUUUAACGAAAAAUUAAAAAGAAGGAAACGAGAAAAAUUGCGAUAAGAAUCAGAAAUACAUAUUGAAAGCAGCAAGGAUCAUAGUUACAGAAUACACACGGAAGGAAAAUAAAUUAAAAUAAAUACUAUACAAUCUUCAUGUAUGAAAUCAAACGGAAAACAAUAUAAAUAAAUAAUAACCAUAAGGAAACGUACACAACACUUGAAACCCAGGCUAUAUUUAUUACAUGUCUGACUCUAUAGGAAGAUAAAAGAAUUUGGAAUUAUAUAAUUUGUUAAAUAGUUGAAAUAAACAAAUGAAGACUUUUUAUUUAAAUCACUUCUUCUGAUUUGUUUUAUUUUGAUUUUUGCAUCUGCUUCUCGGUUUCUCACGGGACCCGUUUCAAACCUGUUACAUGAAUCCACCCCCAAAGUGAUUCCGAUAUAACAAUAAUUUGCUUCUGUUUUUUUUUUUUAAUCUCGACCCAAAAACCGGCCACAUUCACAUAACAAAUGCACAUGAACGAAACACAUCCAUCACGUGAAGUGGAUUGCAAAAUGAUUGACAAAUUUCCAAUUGAGAGUUUUCAUUUCCGUUUCCAUUUGUAAGUUCGUAUUUGACGUCAUCAUAGAAAGUAAGCAGUCAUCAAACUCGAGGUGAACUGUUUUUAACGCAGUGCCUAUUGAAAUUGUUUAAUUUUAUUGAAUUCUUAGGAGAUGAUUUCCCUCUGAAGUUUGUUUCGCGUUUCUGUUGUGUUAGAGUUACAUACUAACGUGCAUUAUUGGAUGAUAUAUUUUAUACGGACAUUUUUAUAAGAAUGACGAGUGCGUCGCAAAUGCUUUCUUCUCAUUGCAUUUUCUGUUGAAUCGAUGAAGAAUGUAGAAAGUCUUUUAUUUAUACUUAUUGUCUCUUUAUAGUGAAAGAAAUAUAAAUUAUUGACAACUUAGAUAAAGAUAAAGUAGAAAUUCGCCGCAAGUAUUCAUUUCUUUCUGAAACAAUGUAUGAUUUACGAGUAAGGUCUAUUUUUAAAUGUCAGCUUUUCAAUUCCUCCACUUUUCAAUCAUUCAAUUCCUAAAACAAGGUGAAGUGAAUAUUCAAAGAUUGAAAUUGCGACUUUAAUUUUGUACUAAAAUAUGCCAUAAUAGAUUAUUUUUUACAGUUAUUAUGAUAUGAUGAAUCAAAUGUACAUAUAUAGCGUACGAAUAAAAUUAAGGAUAAAAUAUAAAAGAAGAGGAACACAAUCCAACAACAAUUAUAAUUUCAUUCUCGCUUGACUAUUAUAACAUAUUUUUCAAUUGACCUUGAGAUCGAAUUGCUUUAUAUGAAGAAAACCGAGAAAACUGAUGAAGAUGGAAAUAUUGAUUGUAAAAGAAACUUAUGCGUAUCGUAACAAUUACCAAAAAAUAUAAGAAGUGUAUUGGAAAUAUUUAUAAAUUCACUCAUGUCUUAAAUAAUUUUUAGUAAAAAUAAAAAUCCGAAAAGAUAUGAA
This is a messenger RNA of Hermetia illucens (black soldier fly), 10161 nucleotides long. It is a transcript of the gene faf, whose product is annotated as probable ubiquitin carboxyl-terminal hydrolase FAF. Gene Ontology annotation, molecular function: cysteine-type deubiquitinase activity; cysteine-type endopeptidase activity; protein binding. Gene Ontology annotation, biological process: protein deubiquitination; cell migration. NCBI's taxonomy places the organism in Eukaryota, Metazoa, Arthropoda, Insecta, Diptera, Stratiomyidae. The record is from RefSeq and is a predicted model, not a curated record. Gene Ontology annotation, cellular component: cytosol; nucleus. The transcript is spliced from 16 exons. Bases 684 to 8618 code for a protein of 2644 amino acids.